Molecule: messenger RNA, 4810 nt
Organism: Notolabrus celidotus (New Zealand spotty)
Lineage: Eukaryota; Metazoa; Chordata; Actinopteri; Labriformes; Labridae
Gene: ppfia1
Product: PTPRF interacting protein alpha 1
Exons: 31
Coding region: 962-4735 (1257 amino acids)
Biological process (GO): synapse organization
Cellular component (GO): presynaptic active zone
Molecular function (GO): protein binding
Source: RefSeq, a predicted model, not a curated record
CUCUUCCUCCUCUUCCUCCUGUUGCCAGCAGCUCUCUCUCUCUGAGGUUAGCAGGCUAAUGAAAAGUGCUAACGACAGAGAGCCCACUACUGGCUGUCCCGACUGCCGAGGCUGGCAGGCAGAGGCGACAGGGAAGGACGGGACCGACGGGUUUAUGGUGGAAAUACCGAGAGAACUCCACAAACUCGGACGGACACGAAGGGAAUACAAGUUCUAACUUGGGUUCGGAUCCUCAAACGGACCUUUAAACGAUCAAUGUUAGCUGGAAGUUUCCGAGAGGAUCUGUGACGAGACUUAUCCACGGGAAGCUAACGUUAGCUUCAGAGCUCAAUUCAGGAUCUGUUUUAUUGUAAUCAGCGAGGUUUUAAAGCUGGUUAUUACUCCCUAGAAUGUGUGAUACAUAUUUAUAAAGUCCUGUUUCAUGUUGUCAACUUUAACACAGAGUAGAUCUCCUCUGUAAGCUGACUGACUGACGCUGUUGAAGCUAACUUCGGAUCUAAAACUAGCUUGAAAUGCUACAACUCUUUCCACGUCAGCUCCCUGUGUCCUCACAGAUCUACCUGCUGUGUUAUGUUCAGGUGAUUUAACUUGCUGUGAGAGGAUGGAUGUUUGUUUUUACACACUUCACGUUGAUUUCCUGGAUAUGCAAAUCAUCGAAUCGGCAGCAUUUUUUACUGCUAGCGUGCUAACGUUGUGUUAGCCGGCCAAACUUGGAGUCCUGCCUCUCUGCUCCCUGUCUGUGGGUUUCUCUGUGAGGCCUUCAGGAUCCCUUUUUAUCCCUCUUCUUCUUCUUCACAGCCUUAAUGCAUCCCAGACUCUGGAUGGAAUUUACAUGCUCAGAUUGACUCUGGAUACUUGUGGGACUUAUUAUAUUGGAGUACCUGGACUUUGUUGACGCUCACCUGACACCUCAAAAUAACCUGGACUUCUUUGGCAUCUGGAUUAAAACCAUUUUUCCAAGAUGAUGUGCGAGGUGAUGCCCACCAUCAGCGAGGCCGAAGGGCCCGGCGGGGGAGGCGGCGGCGGCCGUCGCGGCUCCGGCUCCCCGCUGCAGUCGGACUCGGAGGGUCACUUCGAGUCGCUGAUGGUGUCCAUGCUGGAGGAGAGGGAUCGCCUUCUCGACACGCUGAGGGAGUCUCAGGAGAAUCUGGGCCUCACUCAGGGCAAGCUGCACGAAGUCAGCCAUGAAAGGGACUCGCUGCAGAGACAGCUGAACACCGCUCUGCCACAGGAGUUUGCUGCUCUAACGAAGGAGGUGAACGUGUGCCGGGAGCAUCUUCUGGAGAAGGAGGAGGAGAUCGCUGAGCUGAAGGCUGAGAGGAACAACACACGGCUCCUCUUGGAGCAUCUGGAGUGCCUGGUGUCUCGCCACGAGCGGAGUCUGAGGAUGACGGUGGUGAAGAGGCAGGCUCAGUCUCCAGCCGGCGUGUCGAGCGAGGUGGAGGUCCUCAAAGCCCUAAAGUCACUUUUUGAACACCACAAAGCCCUCGAUGAGAAGGUGAGGGAGCGACUACGUGUUGCCUUGGAAAGAUGCAGUGCAUUGGAGGAGCAGCUCACCAUGUCGCACAAAGAAUUGGCUUACCUCAGGGAGCAGAGCAGCAUGAAGAGAGGGCUGGCAGAUGGAACGAGCGAGGUCAACCACAACUCUGAAAACACGCCGAGCACUAACGGCAAGCGGUCCUCGGACGGUUCCCUGAGUCAGGAGGAGGAGUCGGGGCUCGGGUUCGGGAAGGUUGGUGAGCUGCAGGACGUGGUGGAACGUCAGACGGCCGAUCUUGGCCAGAUGAAGGAGCGCAUGGCCUCUAUGGGUUCACGCAUCAACGAGCUGGAGGAGGACCUGGACACGGCCAGGAAGGACCUCAUCAAGUCUGAGGACAUGAACACGCGGUUACAACGAGACCUGAGAGAGUCGAUGGCUCAGAAAGAGGACAUGGAGGAGAGGAUCACCACCUUGGAGAAGCGCUACCUGGCAGCUCAGCGGGAGGCUACCUCCGUCCACGACCUGAACGACAAGCUGGAGAACGAAGUGGCCAACAAGGAGUCCCACUUAAGACAAACUGAGGACAGAAGCCGGCAGCUCCAAGAGAAACUGGAGCUGGCUGAGCAGAAGCUGCAGCAGACCAUCCGCAAGGCCGAGACUCUGCCUGAGGUGGAGGCUGAGCUGGCCCAGAGGGUAGCGGCCCUCACAAAGGCGGAGGAGCGGCAUGGUAAUGUGGAGGAGAGGCUGAGGCAGAUGGAGGCUCAGCUGGAGGAGAAGAACCAGGAGCUGCUCAGGGCACGGCAGAGAGAGAAGAUGAACGAGGAGCACAACAAGCGUCUGUCCGAGACGGUGGACAAACUCCUCUCAGAGUCCAACGAGAGACUCCAGCUUCACCUCAAGGAGAGGAUGUCCGCUCUGGAGGAUAAGAAUUCCCUCAUUAGAGAACUGGAUCACACCAAGAAGCUGAUCGAGGACUCUCAUCAUGAGAAGGAGCAGCUCCUGAUCCAGAUUGAGACCAUGAGGGCGGAGAGCGAGCAGGGUCGAAGCAGGAGUAACUCCUUACUACACGGACGCUCUCAGAUGGGCAGCACUCCAGAUUUCAGGUAUCCAGUAUCCGCCUCCUCCAUGAUGGACAGUAACUCCGACCACUACGGCAGCGCUCUGGUGCUGAGGCGGCCUCAGAAGGGACGCAUGGCAGCGCUGCGGGACGAGCCAUCCAAGGUCAGCUCAGAUACUGAUGCAGUGGUGCAGACUUUGAAUGAGCAGGAGUGGGAGCGUAUGCAGCAGGCCAACGUGCUGGCUAACGUGGCCCAGGCCUUCGAGAGCGAUAUGGACGCUUCAGACCUGGAGGAGGACCGAGAGACUAUGUUCAGCUCGGUGGACUUGCUGUCCCCUGGUGGCCAGGCGGACGCACAGACCCUCGCCUUAAUGCUGCAGGAGCAGCUGGACGCCAUCAAUAAUGAAAUCAGAAUGAUCCAAGAGGAGAAGGAGAGCACCGCCAUCCGAGCAGAGGAGAUCGAGUGCAGGGUGGGCAGCGGUGAAAGUUUAGGAGGACGUUUCAGAUCGAUGAGCUCCAUCCCUCCGUCGCUGUGUGCGGGAUCCUCAUUGGGGGGCUCUCCUCCUGGCUCAGGACACUCAACCCCCAGACGAGUUCCCCGCAGCCCCAACAGAGAACUGGACCGCAUGGGUGUCAUGACCUUGCCUAGUGACCUGCGCAAGCACCGCAGGAAGUCGGCUCAGGACGACAAGGCCACAAUCCGAUGUGAGACGUCGCCCCCCACCACUCCACGCUCCAUGCGCCUAAACAGGGACGCGGGCCAUGCUGCAAGCCACGAGGACAUCCGAGACCUUCGAGGUCUGGCGGGCCUGCAGGACGGUCAGGGUAGUAACCCCAGCAGCAGCAACAGCAGCCAGGACUCGCUCAAUAAAGCAGCGAAGAAGAAGAGCAUCAAGUCUUCUAUCGGACGCCUCUUUGGGAAGAAGGAGAAGGGCCGACCGAGCAUUCCCAGCAAAGACUCUCCCAGCCAAGCUGGCACUCCUGAGGCAGAGGGCUCUCCGAAGGACGGCUUAGGAAUGGGGACCCUCGGAGGUCCUGCAGAAAAGAACAGGAAGCUGCAGAAGAAUCCAAAGACCGGGCAUGAACUACUGGAGGAGGCUCGCAGGCAGGGCCUUCCAUUCGCCCAGUGGGACGGACCGACCGUCGUGGUUUGGUUGGAGCUGUGGGUGGGCAUGCCGGCCUGGUACGUGGCUGCGUGCCGUGCCAACGUGAAGAGUGGAGCCAUCAUGUCGGCGUUAUCGGACACAGAGAUCCAAAGAGAGAUCGGCAUCAGCAAUCCGCUUCAUCGACUGAAACUACGCCUCGCCAUCCAGGAAAUCAUGUCCCUCACCAGCCCGUCGGCCCCGCCCACUUCCAGAACGACCACAGGAAACGUUUGGGUCACACAUGAAGAAAUGGAAACUUUGGCAGCCACGCCUCCCACGGAGGAUGACGAGGGUAGCUGGGCACAGACUCUGGCGUACGGAGACAUGAACCACGAGUGGAUCGGUAACGAGUGGCUGCCCAGCCUGGGUCUGCCUCAGUACCGCUCCUACUUCAUGGAGUCCCUGGUGGACGCCCGCAUGCUGGACCACCUCACCAAGAAGGACCUCAGGGGACAGCUGAAGAUGGUGGACAGCUUCCACAGGAACAGUUUCCAGUGUGGAGUGAUGUCUCUGAGGAGGCUGAACUACGACAGGAUGGAGCUGGAGAGGAGGAGAGAGACGUCUCAGAUUGAGCUUGCAGAAGUGCUGGUGUGGACGAACGAGCGUGUGAUCGGCUGGAUUCAGGCCAUCGGGCUUAAAGAGUACAGCGCAAACCUCUACGAGAGCGGAGUCCACGGAGCGCUCUUUGCUCUGGAUGAAACCUUUGACCACAACACCCUGGCCCUCCUGCUGCAGAUCCCCACGCAGAACACUCAGGCGAGGACGACUCUGGAGCGUGAAUACAACAGUCUGCUGUCCAUGGGCACAGACCGGAGGAUGGAAGAGGACGACGAUAAGAACUUCCGGCGAGCUCCCUCAUGGAGGAAGAAGUUUCGGCCCAAAGACAUGAGGGGGAUGCCGCUGGGCGCGUCCGACACCCUGCCCGCCAACUUCAGAGUGACCAGCAGCAGCGCGGCUUCAUCUCCCUCCACGCAGCCAAAGAGGAGCCCGAUGGACGGAAGUCAGUCUAUACAGAGGCUGGACACUGCCACAGUCAGGACCUACUCUUGUUAACACACAACGGUAAGUCCACUCUCCACCUCACAGACGUCCUCUCUCUCUCUCUCUCUCUCUCUCUCUCUCUCUCUC